Molecule: messenger RNA, 1266 nt
Organism: Pyrenophora tritici-repentis Pt-1C-BFP
Lineage: Eukaryota; Fungi; Ascomycota; Dothideomycetes; Pleosporales; Pleosporaceae
Source: RefSeq, a predicted model, not a curated record
AUGGCCCGCUGGAAUACUGCAGCCAACCAUGGCGGUGGCGUACACGAUCGUAUCGAGGCCCCGUCACAGUUCGCGGCUACCUUCUGCUUUGGUAUUGGAUUCGUGUCCGCUGUCAUCAUCCUUUACAUGUCCGAGAUCGCCCCCAAGCGCUUCCGCGGUGCCAUUGUCUCUGGUUAUCAAUUCUGUAUCACCAUUGGCCUGUUGUUGGCUGCCGUAGUCGACAAUAGAACACAGCAUCGCAUGGACUCGGGAUCAUAUCGCAUUCCUAUGAGCCUUCAGUGGUUGUUCGCUCUGGUCCUCGGUGUCGGUCUCUUUCUACUCCCGGAAUCCCCUCGUUGGUAUAUCAAGAAGGGUCGCAAUACAGAUGCCGCUCGCGCUCUCGCUACUCUGCGUGGUCAGUCCCCUAACUCCGACUAUGUCAAUGACGAGCUGAAGGAGCUGGUCGCCAACCAUGAAUAUGAGAUGCGCACCAUGCGAGCGGGCUGGGGUGAUUGCUUUACUGGUGGUUGGAAGCCGUCUAGCAACCUCCGCCGUGUCGUGUUGGGAAUGGCUCUUCAGAUGAUGCAGCAGUGGACCGGCGUCAACUUCAAUCUUUCCUCGCUCAUCGGGACUAUGCUAACAGAACGCCUUCCUCGUGUCCAUGAUUACAACCGCUGUGAACGUUGGUUCCACACCCAUUUCUUUCUGGCAAUUGAGAAGUUCGGCCGCCGCCCACUCCUAAUCUUCGGCGCUAUCGGUAUGCUCAUUUGCGAGUUCAUCAUCGCUAUCGUUGGUACUGUCGCCGAGGGUAGCAAAGCCGCUGGCAUCGUCUUGAUCGUCUUUACCUGCAUCUACAUCUUCUUCUUUGCGAGCACCUGGGGUCCGGGCGCAUGGGUUCUCAUUGGGGAAAUCUUUCCGCUCCCAAUCCGCGCCAAAGGUGUUGCCUUGUCCACGGCCAGCAAUUGGUUCUGGAACUUCGUGAUCAGCUUCAUUACGCCUUACAUGGUCGACCAGGAGUACGGUAACCUGAAGGCGCGAGUCUUCUUCGUCUGGGGCGCUACAUGCACUCUAUGCGUGGUAUUUGCCUACUUCCUGGUCCCCGAGACCAAGGGCCUUUCUCUCGAACAGGUUGACCAUAUGCUCGAAGAGACUACACCGCGCAACUCUGCCAAAUGGGUCCCUCAUUCCAGGCGUCGCGAUGGCGCAGACGUGUUUUCUUUCGAUACGACUGAGAAGAAGGGCGAUCUCAAAGCUGGUGAGCACCGCGAGCAUGGAGUCGUUGUCUAA